Molecule: messenger RNA, 1251 nt
Organism: Trypanosoma theileri
Lineage: Eukaryota; Euglenozoa; Kinetoplastea; Trypanosomatida; Trypanosomatidae
Product: DNA primase small subunit
Exons: 1
Coding region: 1-1251 (416 amino acids)
Biological process (GO): DNA replication, synthesis of primer
Cellular component (GO): alpha DNA polymerase:primase complex
Source: RefSeq, a predicted model, not a curated record
AUGUUAGAUGAGGUUUCGCUACGGGAGUUUUACGAGUUUGUCUACCCUGUUGAACUCGUAACACAAUGGCUCUCCUACGACUUAUCUGCAGUGGGAAAAAUUUAUGCUGAUAUCGAUGUUGGAUCUACUAACUUUAUUGCUUCUCCACAAUCCGAGUCUGGCAUAACGAAAGAGCAAAGGAAUGUUGCUGCUGAGAAUUAUCUUGCUCGUCGAGAAUUUUGUUUUACACUUCUUGGAGAUAUUUUUACUCGUUUUCGAAGUUAUAGCAGCGCGGCAGAGCUUCGUCGUGAACUUAUUCGUUGCUACCCAGAAAAAAUUGAUGUUGGAGCUGUUUAUACAAUUCGUCCUAAUCAAAAACAGAGUGCGACAAGUAUUCUUCCAGUAGAGCGUGAAUUGGUGUUUGAUAUUGAUAUGAGUGAUUAUGACAGUGUACGUUCUUGCUGUAGUGGGAAGUCUAUAUGCAGAUACUGCUGGACUUGGAUGGCAUGUGCAGCUAAUGUCUUGCGAAGUGUUCUACAGGAAGAUUUUGGAUUUCAAUAUAUAUUACCUGUUUUUUCUGGUCGCCGUGGUAUUCAUUUAUGGGUAUGUGAUAAACGGGCUUGCAAGAUGCACGAUGAUGAACGUACUGCAUUGAUUGGAUAUUUAACUGUGGUAACUCCUAAGGCAUCUCGUCAUGCUGUUGUAGCUGAUUUUGUGAAUGGAAAACCCAUUCACCCCACCAUUCGUCGCGUCCAAUUGGAUGUUAUUGAUCCAGCAUUCACGGAACUCUUCCUACAGUCAUCACCAGAGAAUCCCAACAGUGUUUUACAUCCCAAAGGUGCUAGUGUUGUAUAUCAUGCGAUGGUGUCGGCAUUAAAAAUGGGUUCCCGCCGUGAUGUUGAACAGCGUUUCAUGCAGAAUGUUCCUUUCGAAGAGGGAAAUGUGUUGGAUUGGGGUUAUGUUAUGCGAGUACUCGGGGAUGCUGCGGCUAAUGUUACGGCAGCAGCGCAGAUUAUUUUAAUGUAUCCACGUCUGGAUGAACAUGUCAGUACACGACGUGAUCAUCUCUUAAAGUUGCCUUUCUGUGUACAUCCCGGUACAUCUUCACUUUGCUGUCCACUUGAGUGGGAUGAUAUUCCCUCUUUUGAUCCCGUUUUAGAUGCCCCAAAACUACAAGAUAUGCUUUUACACCGUCACAUGGAUCCUAAAUGGCUCUUGCCAAUGCAACGUAUGUUAGUGGAAAUGAGUAGGGACUCUGAAGAGGAGCGAUAA